This is a messenger RNA of Zea mays, 1530 nucleotides long. Its product is annotated as DTW domain-containing protein. Bases 41 to 1240 code for a protein of 399 amino acids. The transcript has 8 exons. The record is from RefSeq and is marked predicted. NCBI's taxonomy places the organism in Eukaryota, Viridiplantae, Streptophyta, Magnoliopsida, Poales, Poaceae.
CAGUCAUCAAAUCAAACUAUAGCGAAGCAAAUAAAAUAAAAUGCUUGCUCUUAUUCGUCCCGUCGCCUCCAUCGGUGCCCUCGCCCUCCACCGCAGUCUCCCACUGCCCCUCCCACUGCGGCGGGCGCCUCCCAUCGUGCGCUCCCUCAUGGCCUUCCCCACCGAUCCGGCAGCGGUCGAAGAGAAGGUGGAAGCGGAGGACGAAGCCCUCCCCGCGGCCGUCGCCGGCGCCGGGGAUCGGGGCGAUGUGAGCCACGAGGAGUGGCGGCGCUGGGGCACCUCCUCGCCGCUCCCGGGCGCGGUGGCCGGUGUAAUCCGCGACCUUCUCGAGAUGGAGGCCGCGGCCAGCGAGAGAAUGCGCUUCGGGGGCGUCGGCUCCAAGCUAAAGGGCAGUUUCAAGGACGUGGAGGACAAGAAGCACAGGGCCGUCUACGAGAGGCUUGCCGACUCCGACCAGAAGCUGCAGUAUUUCUCCGCGCGGCAGAUUGGCUGCCGUUUGCUAGGGUGCAGAGGGUACCUGUGCCAGAAGUGCUGGCUACCAACCGAAGACUGUAUGUGCACAAACAUUGUUCCGUGCAACCUUUGGAAGGGGGUGAAAUUCUGGCUAUAUAUGCACCCAAAGGAUUUUUUGCGCCAGAAUAACACAGGGAAGUUACUCUGGCAAGUAUUUGGCAUCCAAGCUGCACAGCUAUGCCUCUUUGGUAUCCAAGAACAUGAGGAUAUCAUGUGGGAUGCAUUUCAGAGUUCAGGAAAGGGGAAGAUCUCAGUUCUAUAUCCAAACAAGACUACCACCCCCAAGUCAGUUAAAGACCUUGAAUUUGAUGGUUUCUCCUUGACUACUGACCUUCGUGAGAAUUUGCAGGACGGACCUUUCAAUUUUGUUUUGCUUGAUGGCACCUGGAGCAAUUCUGCUGCACUGUACAGAAGGUUGAAGGAGAGAUGGACUGCAGUAUGGGGAGAUGAAGCUCUACCUUGUAUUGCACUAUCUACACUUAGUGCCUCAGUGAUGCAUAAACUACGACCGCAGCCUGCCUGGGAUCGUACCUGCACUGCAGCAGCUGCAGCUGGCCUCCUCUGGGAGUUGAGCUCGCGGCCUGAGCUCAUCUCAUUUGGGUUGGAAAAGCAAGCCGAGGCGGUGGAGUGCUCGUUAGACAACUUGCUGGAUGCUCUCACUGCCAGGCGGCUUCGUCUGGGCCGAUCGAUAACUCGGAAACAGAGACAUAGUAGGAACUGCAUAUAGGGAAAGAAGAAACUCACAGUAACAGAGGAGCAUGGUGUGCCAUCAAGUGGAAGGCUGAUUUCAUUCUUUUUUGUAGAACUCAGGAGCUGAUCAUUGUCAACAAGUUUUCUCCCCUUUCUAUAUAGGUUACUAGAUCUUCAGUUCAGUGCUGUAGAUUACUUUUAAUGGUCAUUGACAUGAGCUGUUACCGCUGCUACUGUCGAAGAGGAGGGUUACCAAAUAUUAGGGUGCUAAAACUUGGGUUGUAUUCUGACAGAUUUUGCCAUACCAUGAAAUCAAGUUGUUUUCUC